GCGGGCCGCGGCGCGCGCUCAAGCAUGGCGGCGGCGGCGGCGCUGGACAGCAACUCGGGCUCCCAGUCCCCGGCUGUGGCUGAGCUCUGCCAGAACACCCCGGAGACAUUUUUGGAGGCCUCCAAGCUGUUGCUCACCUACGCAGACAACAUCCUCAGAAACCCUAAUGAUGAAAAAUAUAGAUCCAUCCGGAUUGGAAACACAGCUUUUUCUACUAGACUCUUGCCGGUCAGAGGAGCUGUUGAAUGUUUAUUUGAAAUGGGAUUUGAAGAAGGAGAAACACAUCUUAUCUUUCCUAAAAAAGCUUCAGUUGAGCAGCUGCAAAAAAUUCGUGACCUGAUUGCCAUGGAGAGAAGUAACAGAUUGGUUGGAUCAAAUAAAAACCACAAAGUAGAAUUAUCUCAACAACCUGCAAGCAGUAUCCAGCUUCCUACAACACAGUCUUCAAAUCCUAGUGGGUUAACCCAGCACCUAAGAAACAGUCAAGUGCAGUCAUCACAUCCACUCUCUGCUCCAAUGGCUACUGCUAAUUCAACCAUUCUAAAAAUCCUUCAGUCCAACAUUCAGCAUGUGCUAACCUAUGAGAACCUUGCUCUCCAGGAGAAAGCAUUGGGUUGUAUUCCAGUCCAAGAAUUAAAAAGGAGAUCAGAAGAAAAGUUAUCUAGAGCAAAAAAAUUGGAUAAAGGUACUAUUAUAAAUGACGAGGAUUUUCUUUUGCUGGAACUUUUGCAUUGGUUUAAGGAAGAAUUUUUUCACUGGGUGAAUAACAUUUCGUGCAGUAAAUGUGGUGGUCAGACUAGAACCAGAGGUGAAGCAUUAUCCCCUAAUGAUGAUGAGCUGAAGUGGGGUGCGAGACGAGUUGAAGAUCAUUACUGUGAUGCAUGCCAGUUCAGCAAUAGAUUCCCAAGGUAUAAUAACCCUGAGAAACUUUUGGAAACAAGAUGUGGACGAUGUGGCGAGUGGGCCAAUUGUUUUACACUGUGCUGCCGAGCUUUAGGAUUUGAAGCUCGCUAUGUUUGGGAUUACACAGACCAUGUCUGGACAGAAGUCUAUUCUCCUUCUCAGCAGCGAUGGCUGCACUGUGAUGCAUGUGAAGAUGUCUGUGACAAACCACUCCUUUAUGAAAUAGGAUGGGGCAAGAAGCUCUCCUAUGUCAUUGCAUUUUCUAAAGAUGAGGUGGUUGAUGUCACUUGGCGAUAUUCUUGUAAACACGAAGAGGUAAUUGCUAGAAGAACUGAGGUUAAAGAAGAAUUACUUCGGGAAACUAUUAAUGGGCUUAAUAAGCAGAGGCAGUUGUCUUUGUCAGAAAGCAGAAGAAAAGAACUUCUUCAGAGGAUAAUUGUGGAGCUUGUUGAAUUUAUAUCUCCCAAAACCCCUAAACCUGGAGAACUUGGUGGAAGAAUAUCUGGGUCAGUGGCUUGGAGAGUAGCCCGAGGUGAAAUGGGUCUCAAGAGAAAAGAAACCUUGUUCAUCCCUUCUGAAAAUGAAAAGAUUUCUAAACAGCUGCACCUUUAUUAUAAUAUUGUGAAAGAUCGUUAUGUCCGAGUUUCAAAUAACAACCAAAACAUUUCUGGAUGGGAGAAUGGUGUGUGGAAAAUGGAAUCCAUAUUCAGAAAAGUUGAAACAGACUGGAACAUGGUAUAUUUAGCCCGAAGAGCAGGGUCAUCCUCUGCUUAUAUUUCCUGGAAAUUUGAGUGUGGGUCAGUUGGUCUAAAAGUAGAUAGCAUCUCCAUUAGAACAAGUAGUCAGACCUUUCAGACUGGAACAAUACAGUGGAAACUGAGAUCUGGUACAGCACAAGUAGAACUGAAUGGCGAUAAAAAUCUUCGCUCCUAUCCUGAUUUUUCUGGUGUCACUGAAGUUAUUUUGGAAGCAGAAUUAAGCAAAGGAGACGGUGAUGUUGCUUGGCAACAUACCCAGCUGUUUAGACAAAACUUAAAUGACCAUGAAGAAAAUUGUUUGGAGAUAAUUAUAAAAUUCAAUGACCUUUGAGAAUCUGAACACUGUAGAAAUGCUCGCAAUCAUCAAGUACUUAGCAUGGUCUAAAGUAGUCUGUUGAUUCAGUGCAUGCUUUGUUGGCAAUUUACUACUCUAUGCUAGCAUAUUUCUUUUGCUGGCUAUCCAUUAUAUAACCCUUAUGAAAAUAUAUCUUUAUGCUAUGGACCAUAAAGAAAUUGUGAAUUAAAAUCUCCCCUCCAUAUGACUAUAAUUUUAAUAGUAGGAGUAAAGUCUUAUUGCCCAAAUAUGAGAUUUUAAUGUAAAACCUGUAAGUAUAGUUUUAAAAGUAAAAUGGUGGCAUUCAUGACUAAAUGUUAUUCAUGAUUAUGGUGAAAUAAUCAUGAUGCUAGUAAUAGUAAUUUGACAUUUUCUGAUCAGCCAUUAAUUUCUUCAUAAGUGGUUGAAUUAGAUUUUCCUAAUAUUUUUAAUUUUAAUAAAUGUGAAAGUAUAAGAUCUUAUAAGUUAAGUGAUGUGUGAACAUUUUAAUUUUUUUAAUAUGUAGGCAUUUAAGAAAUAAAAUUAUUUUGCCUUACUUCUUUUUAGUGGUUACUUUGGCUAAAUAAAAAUCUUUAAUAAGUGUGUUAAACAUUGAAAACAUUUCAAUAGAUAUGAGUGGUGAAAGAAUUUAACAUUUCAUAAAUUGAAAGAUACAUUGUGAAUGUGGACACCAGAGAAAAUGCAUUACUUUUGAGUUGUAUUUUUAUCUACCUCAUUGAAUAAAAUAUAUAUCCUUGACUUUGAAACUAUGUAAUUACAUCAUAUUUAUAUAGUAUAUUAAGAGUUUUCAUGUGGGUUCCAUGUAACUUCAAUUAAAUCUAGCAAACAGUUAUUAAUCUUGUAUGUGCAAAGCAUUCUGAUAGCGCUGUGAAGGAAGCAAUGAUGAAAAAGACAUAGCUCCUGACCUCAAAAUGUCUUUGUGAUGUUCCACCAAGUGAGUCUUCAACUCUUCGUGAAAGAAAAGUACGCUCGCAGAGAAUCUCACCCUGUCUUUAAGUGAGUUGUAAAAUAUGUAGAAAGAUUCUGAAACAGAGAUCUUGUAUUUGUUCUAUAAUGGUAGUCAAACUCAGUUUCAGAUCACUUUCUUGCUAAAGAGUAUAUUUCAAAAGAAGUAGUUGAUGCAUUUAAAGCUAUAAAUUUGUCUUGAAUAUUAGAGUUUUUUGAACUCUUACUCUGUGUUAAUCAUAGCAUCCUGCAGUGGCCAAAUAUUUAAAAUUGGAGAGAGGCUCACCGCUUACCUGUUUUGAGGUGUCUGAUAUUGACACAGUGAGUCUUUUGACCAUCAGGUGGAUAGUUGGAGAUCUGCAAGUAGUUUUAAAAGAUGGUAAUAGAAAUGUGGGAACCCAAACAUAAACUUUGUCUGUGAAAAGGAUACAUCCUGAUUUUUACUGUACCUUUAAGCAGAAAAGUGAUUGAAGUUCAAAUGUUCUGUGUUUUUAUAAGGCUGAACUGGUGAAAAGAAAACUUAGUCUCAUACUUUUCUUAAAUGUAGUUUCAACCCUGAGAUGCCCAGUUUGUCUCAAUAGUUAUAUUAUUGUGUGGAAAAGUUUGAGAUCACACAGAAGAUAUGGGGCAAAAUUCUCUAUAAUGUGUAAAGUUAAGUGACAGAUUAGCCAAGAGAUUUGCAGUAAACUAGUUAAUUAGGCAAAGGGCUGACAAUACAGAUGCCCUCCAUAAAACAGCACUAAUUUCAGGGCACACUUUAUAUAGCAAGCAUGUAGAAUCUUCUUAUUUAAAACCAUAUAGUCUGUGGGCUUAAGAAUGAAUGCUAAAGCUUUGAGAGAAUAACUACACCAAGUUUUUGAAUCAUAAUUCUGAUUGAUUAGCUUCUGCUGAUACUGCUCAUUGUUUAAGGAUGUAUACACUGGUUUCAAGUCAGAUCUCAUCAUGAUUAACUCCGUAGUCUGCUUUUUGUUACAGCAUGUUUUAAAAGUAAGUCUUUUUCUGGAAUUCACAUUCUCAGAAUGAACAAGUAAAAUAAGUGCCCCAGCUUAAGGGAGGACUAGAGAACAUUUUGUCUGGACUUUUGGGGUAGGAAGGAUUGUUAGAGGUUAUUUAACUCAGAGUCCCCACUUUUCACUGAGGCAGCUCAAAGCCCAGAGAAAGUAAAUGGUCUGUCCAUACAAUUUAAUGAGUUAGUGACAUAGACAAGAUUCAUUUAUACAUCUCAGUCUUUUCUUCUACCAAGGUACUGGGUUAUAGAAUCAUAGACCUGUGUGUGUGUUUCAUGAAUAUAGAUACUUUGAUGGGAAUGUUCAAGUUGAGGAGGUGUUACCAUUUGAUAUGAGGACCAAUGUUUUUUUCUAACUAUAGUUAAGCUUUUCUGGGGAAUAAAUGUGUUGUAAUUUGA
Messenger RNA from Choloepus didactylus (southern two-toed sloth), 4345 nucleotides. It is a transcript of the gene NGLY1, whose product is annotated as N-glycanase 1. Lineage: Eukaryota; Metazoa; Chordata; Mammalia; Pilosa; Megalonychidae. The coding region runs from base 25 to 1992 and encodes 655 amino acids. The record is from RefSeq and is a predicted model, not a curated record. Gene Ontology annotation, biological process: glycoprotein catabolic process; protein deglycosylation; protein quality control for misfolded or incompletely synthesized proteins. The transcript is spliced from 12 exons. Gene Ontology annotation, molecular function: peptide-N4-(N-acetyl-beta-glucosaminyl)asparagine amidase activity. Gene Ontology annotation, cellular component: nucleus; cytosol; cytoplasm.